AUGGAGCUUUUAAAUACUGUCGAGCAAAUCGCUGCUUAUUCCUUUUGCGGCGUGAUCAUUGGCAUUGCCGGUGUUCUGAGUUAUCGACUACUUCUUCACCCGCUCAGCGACUACCCAGGACCAUUGAUCGCAAAACUUACUGACGGCCGAAAUGGCUAUUAUUCCCUACUGAGGGAUCUGCAUCUAGUCAGUCUUCGGGAUCACCGAAAGUUCGGCCCAGUAGUCAGGCACGGGCCAAACAAGCUUUUGUUCAAUACCGUCAAGGCUUUACACGCUCAAGACAUAUACGACAAUGACAGGGUGCUCAAGUCCCAUGUGUAUACUGUCACUGUUCAAUCUCCCGGUGUUUGUAAUUCGUUCAAUGUCAUCGAUCCACGAGAACACCGGGCAAAGCGGAAAAUACUUGGACAAGUCAUCAACGAGGGCGGAAUGCGAAUUUUUGAGGAUACAAUGAUCGGCCAGAUUGAUAUCUUCAUUAAGUUGAUUCGUUCUUCCUGUGACGGGCCUGAGCCCGUGAACCUAUCUACCCGUCUUGACUAUCUAACUUGCGAUAUAGUGGGACUUCUCUCAUUCGGUUAUCACCUCCGCCUUCAAACUAAUUCAGACAAUCGUUUCAUGAUGAGAGGAAUGUACUAUGGGAAUUACUUCAGCAACACCCGGAUGCAAUACUACCGCCUCCAUCAGUUCCGACUUGGGAGAAUUAUUCAGCACCUCAGCAAAGCUACCCUAGAGAAAUAUAAGCGGUUGAUGGAGAAAAUGAUCACAGAGCGCAUCUCGAACGACAAUCCCUUGACUCACGAUCUUUAUGCGGUUGCCUCGCAAGCUAACCGAGAUGAGGAAACUCUGGGAGGAAACGUUCGAAUGAGUGAUAUCUGGUCUGAGGCAGUGGUAUUUUUCCCUGCGGGUGCUUUUUCAGUAUCUACGGCAACGUGUGCUUUGUUCUUUUACCUCUCACGAGACAAGAUGCGCACCGCGAAAUUGCAGAAAGAAAUACGCUCAACAUUCAGGAAUCCAGCUGAGAUCAGAAGUGGACAGCAACUCUCAAGCUGCCAUUAUCUGCGCGCAUGCAUUGAUGAAGCGCUACGUAUUGCAACACCAAUACCCGGCACGCCAUGGCGAGAGGUUGAAUCCACGGACUCGAAACCUCUGAUUGUGGAUGGACAUGUGGUACCGGCCGGCACCCAGAUUGGUGUCAAUGCUUACGCUAUUCAUCACACCGAGGAGUAUUUUCCCAAUCCGUAUUCAUUCGACCCUGAGCGCUGGUUGGCAUCUGAGACACCAGAGCAGCAGUUGAAAGCGAUGCGUGAAGCUUUUUCUCCCUUCUCAAUUGGUUCACGGGCAUGCACUGGCAAAGCCAUGGCUUACCUUGAGACCAGUCUCAUCAUGGCCAAAGCAAUUUGGCAUUUUGAUUUUGAGCUACCUGCGGGUCCAUUGGGCAAAGUGGGUGGUGGACAGCCAGGCAACAGCAACGGCAGGCAUCUUCCUAACGAGUAUCAGAUUCAUGAUGUUCUUUCUGCAGCACAUGACGGUCCCCUUUUGAAAUUUCGUUUGAGGGGUGGUAUUGAGGAUAAUUUGGCAACUGAUGGCCUGUCAUUCCAGUGA
Pestalotiopsis fici W106-1 is the source of this 1602-nucleotide messenger RNA. RefSeq lists its product as uncharacterized. Gene Ontology annotation, molecular function: oxidoreductase activity, acting on paired donors, with incorporation or reduction of molecular oxygen; iron ion binding; monooxygenase activity. NCBI's taxonomy places the organism in Eukaryota, Fungi, Ascomycota, Sordariomycetes, Amphisphaeriales, Sporocadaceae. Bases 1 to 1602 code for a protein of 533 amino acids. The transcript has 4 exons. The record is from RefSeq and is a predicted model, not a curated record.